CGAAAAUAAAUCCGAUUCCUGUUCCGAUUUACUCGCGCCAACCGAUGAGCAACCGUUGCUUCACAUCGCCAUUCCGCGGUCUCGGUCUUCUUCCCCUUUUCUUCAUCCAAUCCCUCUCCCUCUCCCUCUCCCUCUCUCUCAGCUCGGAUGAAGAUGAAGAAGACUUCUGACGACGACGCCGUCGAUAGAAGCAGAAGGAAGAGCCUCUAUGAGCUGUCCCUCACCGUUGCCGUACCUCUCUGGUGCAUCAUUUUCGCCCUCCACUCCCGAUUCGGCCACGGCCAUCGCCGUCGAGAUUUCUUGUCCGAUGAUGUCGGAAGCAACUUCGUUUGCAGGAGAACUCCGUUAGAGUUCUAUUUUCUUCCGCCGCUGAACAACACUUACUCUUGUUGUGGAUUGAAAGCUGAUGACGAUCCACCGACGGAAAUCUUUGGAAUUGAAGAGAACAUUGAGGACGGAAAUAUCUCAGAUCGCAAGAAAGUCGAUCGGCGGGAUCGGGAUCGGGACCGAUAUAUUGGACUGGAUGAAUUCAGGAACCAGGCACUUCAAAGAAAGGAAAGUGAUGCAGACAAGCUGCAUGGCAAAAUUACCCACAGACUUGAACUUGAUGGUUUGGAGUAUAAUUACGCAGCUUCUUCUAAAGGUGCCAAGAUUUUGGACCACAACAAGGAAGCAAAAGGGGUGGCAAACAUAUUGAGCAGGGACAAAGAUAUGUACCUCAGAAACCGCUGCUCAACCGUUCCGAAAUUCAUCGUGAUGGAGCUCUCCGAGGAGACCCUCGUCGAUGCCAUUGAGAUUGCUAAUUUGGAGCACUAUUCGUCAAACUUCAAGGAUUUUGAGUUGCUUGGAAGCUUGAGUUACCCCACAGAGACGUGGACGCUGCUUGGAACCUUUUUGGCAGAGAAUGUUAAGCAUGCCCAGCGGUUCAUGCUUUCGGAACCUAAGUGGGCAAGAUACAUGAAGCUGAACUUGGUCAGUCACUAUGGUUCAGAGUUCUACUGCACAUUGAGCUACAUUGAGGUUUAUGGUGUGGAUGCCAUAGAGCGGAUGCUCGAAGACCUCAUUGUGGUUUCUGAUGAGCCUGCAGCCGGCUACAAUUCUGUCAAGGUUGAUCCAAAACUCAAUGACAAAGUUGAGGUUGCUCAAGUUAACAAUUCUCGGGUUGAUGAUCCAGUAAAAUUAGACCCUAACAGGUCGAAGAAUGGAGUUUCACAGGAGAGCAUGCAUCAUCCUAAGCAGCCGAGUGGAAGGGUACCGAGUGAUGGAAUUUUGAAGUUUUUGAUGCAGAAGGUGAGAUCAAUGGAGCUCAGUCUUACGAUACUGGAGGAAUAUGUUAAAGAGCUUAACAUAAGGUACAGUGAAGCUCUUCCUGACCUGCAGAAGCAGUACUCUGAAGCUGCACUACUCUUGCAGAAAUUGAACUCAGAGAUUAAGGAACUGAGCCAAUGGAAGGAGGGUGAGGCUAAGGAACUCAAUGAACUUGGGAGCUGGAGGUCCUCAGUUUCAACUGAAAUUGAUGCUUUGGUUCGAGAAAAUGCCUUGUUCAGAGAAGAUCUGGAGAAGAUCAAGAGCAACCAAGAUUUGCUAGAGAGCAAGGAGCUGGCAGUAAUUGUGAUCAGUCUUUUCUUUGCUUGUGUCGCACUGUUUAAGUUAGCUUGGCACCAAAUUAUGGGAUUGUUCAAGCCCUGCGAGUCCCAUAACAGAAGGGAAUACCUGUUAGUAUUUGUAUGCAGCAGCCUAAUAAUGCUCAUAACUUUACUUUACUAUUAAAUUUUCUUAUGUCUUUGUUUAGGUUAUUUAAAGUUACACUAAUGUAGCAUGUCUCAGCUACUGAGAACAGUAAAACAAAACAGUUGAUGAAAGAUAUUUUUGUAGAAAACACA
Zingiber officinale is the source of this 1883-nucleotide messenger RNA. Its product is annotated as SUN domain-containing protein 4-like. Gene Ontology annotation, biological process: protein folding in endoplasmic reticulum. Gene Ontology annotation, cellular component: membrane; cytoplasm. The transcript has 4 exons. Bases 148 to 1770 code for a protein of 540 amino acids. NCBI's taxonomy places the organism in Eukaryota, Viridiplantae, Streptophyta, Magnoliopsida, Zingiberales, Zingiberaceae. The record is from RefSeq and is a predicted model, not a curated record.